Messenger RNA from Durusdinium trenchii, 2459 nucleotides. The record is from the annotation of a GenBank genome assembly. NCBI's taxonomy places the organism in Eukaryota, Dinophyceae, Suessiales, Symbiodiniaceae.
ACUCAAUGAGCAAUUGGAGCUAUGUCAAACCUGUAGCCUCUCCUUUAAUUUGUGGCAACGAUGUUUGGUCAUCCGCCCCAGGGGAAUUUGGGACAAUUCAUUAGAUCCAUUUUAAACUUGAGGGUCGAACCUCGCAUCAGGUUCGCGUCGUUUGCAGAGGCAUGGCGAUGAAGCGCAAGAUGCGCAAGGCGGUCAAGGCGAUGGAGGCUCUUUGCCAAAGAUCUUCAGCAGACCAAUGGUGCCUGUGCUGCCCGGGCCACGUCGAGCUUUCGUGACAGAUGAGACGGACCUGCCCGCAUGGCUUUCCACCAACUCUUUGGAGGCCGCACUAGCUGGACUUUGCUUGUUUUUGCCACUGCUUUCAGUAUCACAGGCUCGCCUGGCUGCUGAUGUUGGUAUGCAGGCCAGCCAACAAAAUGCUGAAAAGCAGAUGAAGGCAGUGCUCUCUGCAGCUGGUGACUUGGGAGGAGCUAGCAUGUUUUGGGCAGAGGGGAGCCUUUUUCCGCAGGCUGCAGACAUGGUUCCGCUGCGAGAAAGGCCCAGCCUUCUCAAGGAUGUGGCUGAUGCAGAUGAGUUCUUGCCACUGCCCUUAGCGCGGGGGCUUGCAGCCGCUGCACAGGUCCUUGCCGCCCUGCUGUGUGCUGCUGCUGCCAGUGGGCGCCAGGCCGUGCUGGCCGUCUCUCUGACAAUCGUCCUGGGGCUGUCGAUCUACCUUCAUCGUAUGCGUUUGCCCUUCUUGCACCAGAUUCGUCGCAUUGCUUCUGUGACUGAAGAUGCUGCAGCCCUCCGGCUGAAGCAUCUGGCCGAGUGCUAUGAGGUGCUUCGAGUUCAUGGUCGGCUGCAAACGCUUUCCGAUGACUAUGAGGCCCUUUGCCAUGACCGUGCACUGGUGGCCACUGCUGCAGAUGCAGCUGGGAGGUGGCUUUACACUCGCUUACACUGCUGCGUAUCGCUCCUGGUGGGAUUGCUUUGCUUCUCCACAUUGACACAGGCGCCUACAGCCUUGCCUUCACGCAUGGGUCUUGCUGUAUCCAUUGCUGCGUUGGUGCAGGUGGCGGUUCUACCGGAUGCUGUCGUGGAGUUGGUGAAGUAUGGCGGUCUCUCCACUCAUGGUUUGGCAGCUCUUCGGCGAAUGUACCAGCUCGUGAAGGAGACUCAGAGUGAGGAGCUCGAGAGUCCCAUUUUCAGUGUCUCGCGGGGCGAGCUGCCCACAGACCGACGAGGCCUCGGUCAGCCCAUUCAUCGGGCUCGAAGCGGCAAGGUUGCAUUGGGUGACUUGAUGGUUGACAAUGAGCUGCCUGAAGAUGUGAUCAAGUCCAAGAAGGAGCAAUCAUUUUCAGUGGUCGGCUUUCCUGUCGAAAAGGUUCCGGCAGACUGGCCAUAUUUUGGAGCCGUGGAAUUUGAAGACGUAACGGUGAGGUACUCCACAGAGUUGUCACCUUCUGUGUCAGAGUGUUCUUUGCGGGUACCUGCAGGGAAGGCUCUCCUGGUGGUUGGUGAAGAAAGCUGUGGCAAGAGCACCCUGCUUCGCACCCUGCUCCGCCUGGCUCCGGAGACGCAGGAGGCCGGCCGUGUGCUGGUGGACGGCAUUGACACUCGUUCCGUGGGGCUGUCCACGCUUCGAGGUCGUGUCGCUGUGGUGCCUCAGGAGCUGGUCCUCUAUCGCGGGACUUGGCUUCAAAACUUGGACCCCAUGGAGGAGUUUUCUGAGGAGGAGGUGCAAAUGGUCUUGCGCUUGACUCGCUUCGAGAAUUGGAUGCUGCGCCAUGCGCCAGAUGGGCUUCACCAGACACUGGAGGAGGGGGGGCGCUCCUCAUGGUGCUGCCGCUGUCUUGCUGGGUGUGUCCCGGGCAAUGCUGAGGCUGCUCCAGAAGCGGUCAAAGCUGCUUCUGAUGGAUGCCACCACCUGUCGCUUGAGUGCGUCCUCGGAUGCGGACCUUACUGCGCUUGUGCUCCGCUAUUGCCGCCGCGCUGCUGUCGCAGUGAUGCAGGUGAGUCGCAGAGUGCAGCAAGCGCCGCUCUACGACGAGGUGGCUGUCAUGGCUUUGGGACGAAUCCUCGAACAAGGCCCUGCCAAGAAACUCUGGGUCAAGGAUGGUGCUUUGCGGCGCAUGGCAAAAGAGCAAGGUCUGGACUCCGCAAAGAUGACCAAAGCAGAUGCUCUUUCCGCACGGCUUGGCUCAGUCUGGGGCUGGGAGGUGAGCCCUCAAGAAAGUCCAGCUUGGCAAGACGAGUUUACAGUGGGCAUGAAAAAGGUAAAGGCAGAGAAGGAAAAGAAGGAUUCAAGAUGAUUCAAGGGGGCUUUUGGACUGAAGAUCACGGGAGAGAGGUAGAUACGGUCUUCAAAGAAGGCUUUGAUAUUGUCGCCUCAAGGUUUCUCCAAUGGGGGAUCCUAAAGGACACAGUAAUUCAUUCAUUGAAAUGAUCGGUGAGCAGUUGAAGAAGGAUCAGAAUAUGGC